Molecule: messenger RNA, 2284 nt
Organism: Syngnathus acus (greater pipefish)
Lineage: Eukaryota; Metazoa; Chordata; Actinopteri; Syngnathiformes; Syngnathidae
Product: arginine and glutamate-rich protein 1-B
Exons: 4
Coding region: 238-1038 (266 amino acids)
Cellular component (GO): nucleoplasm; mitochondrion
Molecular function (GO): cadherin binding
Source: RefSeq, a predicted model, not a curated record
CGAUUUGCAUGAUGGGAAAUAUUCGUCAGUUCGCCAUCAUUGCGUGAUACAAGCUAGCAAACAGCAAACAACAGCUUUCGAGUGAUAAUUACUAUAAAAUCACAACCGUUUAAGUUGCUACCUUUGUUAAUUUUUAUCAACAAUAACUCACGAAAGGGCGUUCGGUGCACAAUUCCAGAUACUGCCCACGCAUAAUUGUUACUAGCUGGUUAGUGCUCGACGAGUGGAGUGGUUAACAUGGGCCGUUCUCGAAGCCGAAGUUCAUCCCGCUCCAAACACUCUAAAAGCAGCAAACACAGUAAGAAAAGGAGUCGGUCACGGUCCAGAGACAGAGAGAGGCCAAAGAAGCGCUCCAAGUCAAGAGAAUCUAAGAGGAACAGGCGCAGGGAUUCUCGUUCUCGUUCCCGUUCUGCCACAACCUCAUCUCGCAGGGAGAGAGCGGCAUCCCCGCCGGAGCGUAUCGACAUUUUUGGAAGGACAUUGAGCAAGAGGAAUGCCCUAGACGAAAAGCAGAGGAAGGAGGAGGAGGAAAGAAAAGCUGAAAUGGAACGGCAAAGAAAAAUUCGCCAGCAGGAGAUUGAAGAAAAACUUAUAGAAGAAGAAACAGCUCGGCGCGUAGAAGAGCUGGUGGCCAAGCGGGUGGAAGAGGAACUGGAGAAGCGUAAGGAUGAGAUCGAGCGGGAGGUGUUGCGUCGCGUCGAGGAGGCGAAGCGCAUCAUGGAACGACAGCUGCUGGAGGAGCUGGAAAGACAGCGACAUGCUGAGUUGGCAGCACAAAAGGCUAGAGAGGAGGAAGAAAAAUCAAAGCGGGAGGAGCUUGAAAAAAUUUUGGAGGAGAAUAACCGUAAGAUUGCAGAGGCUCAGGCAAAACUGGCUGAAGAUCAGUUGCGCAUAGUGGAAGAGCAGAGGAAAAUUCAUGAAGAACGCAUGAAACUGGAGCAGGACCGACAGAGGCAGCAGAAGGAGGAGCAGAAAAUCAUCCUUGGCAAGGGCAAGUCCAGACCGAAGCUGUCCUUUACCCUCAAGGCCACUGAAUGAAGGAAUGCUCCCCUUCAUCCCUAUCCUGCUCGGCUCCUCAUCAACUCCACUCCUGUGUCGGCUGCUCGCUUCAUUUUGGAAGUGCUGAACAAAGGAUAUGAAAAAGUGGUGCAACCCAGUGUUUAAACUUGCAAACCCAAUGAAGGUCUGGAUUUUCCCUCCUUGCAAGGAAGAAAAAUUAGACCUUGAUGGACCUGACUACACCCUGUCUCACUCCAUUCUUUUCUUUCCUGAUACACUUCAAACUAAAAUUUGUGCUUUUGUCACUUUUAUUUCAGUCUUUUAGGGAAUAUCAACUUUCGAUAUAGAAUGCUUUAACCCUUGCUGUAAAAUAAGUCUUAACUCAGUGUAAUGAAAACCAGUACUCCUCACAUCUACAUUGGCAGUGAAUGGAGUACAAUGCAAGUGAGUCCCCGAUGAAGAAUAAUAAUUGAGGUCAAAUUCAGAUUACAAAAAAUGUCACGUGCAGUUUGUGACCUGGACUUAGGUUUUCCAUUUUUGUUUUAACCUUAAAAAUGUACUUUGGCAACAAAUCACAGCAUAGCCUUGAAAAACAUAGUUAUUUUGUUUCCUGCCUUCACUAUUUUCUGUAUACAUUUGGUUUGUCCAUGUCAAGUUAACACUGGUCUUGUUUGUUGUAGUACACGCAUGGAUGUUGGUUGAGAGCAACCUCAUUGGAUUUCAUUCGGUACAGGUAAAAUGAAGCCUUUUUCCUGAGCUGUCCGUGACCAACCCUUAGAACCAAUGGCGGAUUUUAUCUCUUUCCUCUCUUAUGUAAGGACUAUGAUCAGUGGAGAAUGGACUGUUCUGUAUGAUGUCACAUUGUGAAUCCUUGCUGUGAUGUACUGACUUCUACUGAACCUUUCAGGUUUUAUAACAAUCCGCAAUCAUCGAACAGAUCCCAGUAAUAACUGCAAAUGUGUUUUUUUUAAGGGUGGGGGCUUGUUCAGAAAUGUCAAACUGUAUCUAUCAUAUGUUCUUUAGCCCUGUAAUUGUAAAUUAAUGUGACAAGAUGCAUCCCUUGGUAAGUCUGGAAAGGUAGAGGAUGGCCAAAUCCAGGUAAGAUAUGGAUUGAGGUCAGUGAGUGCUGUGUGUGUUUGUGUGCAUGCGUGUGCGCUUGUGUGUGUGUUUGUGUGCGCGCGUGACGAGCUGACCUCAUGUGGGUAUAUUGAUUUAUGUGAGUUUCCUCGUGUAGCUUUUUCAGUUGUCACAAGACUUAACUAAUAAAUCCAUUGAGACAUCAGAA